Molecule: messenger RNA, 411 nt
Organism: Colletotrichum truncatum
Lineage: Eukaryota; Fungi; Ascomycota; Sordariomycetes; Glomerellales; Glomerellaceae
Product: histone H3
Biological process (GO): rRNA transcription
Cellular component (GO): nucleosome; nucleus
Molecular function (GO): protein heterodimerization activity; DNA binding; structural constituent of chromatin
Source: RefSeq, a predicted model, not a curated record
AUGGCUCGCACUAAGCAGACCGCUCGUAAGUCCACUGGUGGCAAGGCCCCUCGUAAGCAGCUUGCUUCCAAGGCCGCCCGCAAGAGCGCCCCCUCCACUGGAGGUGUCAAGAAGCCUCACCGCUACAAGCCCGGUACCGUCGCUCUCCGUGAGAUCCGUCGCUACCAGAAGUCGACUGAGCUUCUGAUCCGCAAGCUCCCCUUCCAGCGUCUGGUUCGUGAGAUUGCUCAGGACUUCAAGUCCGACCUCCGCUUCCAGUCCUCUGCCAUCGGCGCUCUCCAGGAGUCCGUUGAGUCGUACCUUGUCUCUCUCUUCGAGGACACCAACCUCUGCGCUAUCCACGCCAAGCGUGUCACCAUCCAGUCCAAGGACAUCCAGCUUGCCCGUCGCCUGCGCGGUGAGCGCAACUAA